AUGAACACCAUUCGAUACCUUUCAUACACUACAAGAUUACUUGCAAAGUCUACUUCUACACCCAAAUUCUUGGGCCGUGCUUCUAAUAAUUUAUCAGUAGGGCUAGUGGGAUUAGCAAACGUGGGUAAAUCAACUUUUUUCCAAGCACUUACAAAGUCGACCCUAGGAAACCCAGCAAACUAUCCUUUUGCAACUAUUGAACCUGAAAAAUCGAUCGUGUUAGUACCCCUGGAAAAGUUAACCCAUUAUGCAAAACUAUACCAGUCACAAAAGACCGUUCCAACAAACUUGACGAUAUGGGACAUUGCCGGUUUGGUGAGGAACGCCAGUAGCGGUGCUGGCUUAGGAAACAAAUUUUUAAAUGAUAUCAGACAAGUGGAUGGGAUAUUACAGAUAGUACGAGGAUUUGUCAAUGACGAGAUUGUCCAUAUCGAAGAUAACAAGGUCGACCCUGUGAGAGAUUUGGUGAUUGUCAACGACGAGCUUAUACUAAAGGACUUGGAAAUCAUUGAACUGGAAAUUGAGCGUGUAAAUAAAAUGAAAAACAAACCAGGAAUUGGAGGGUCGUAUGAAAUAAACUUGCAAACAUUAGACAAGUUGUCCACAUUAUUGUAUGAGGGUAUGAAGGUGGUCAAUGGUGAUUGGAGCGACGAGGAAAUAGAUGUUAUCAACGGAUUAAACUUAUUGACUGCUAAACCAACUGUUUAUUUGCUUAAUGUCAGUAAAGAAGAUUACGAGACAGGUAAUAAUCAAUUCUACAAAGAAGUCAACGAAUGGAUAGUGGCAAACUCACCAAACGAUAAACUAAUCAUGUUCAGUGCAGAGUAUGAAACAGUAUUAAACAAUACAGAAGAGCUGCUCAGUAAAGGGUCUGCCAUUGGUACAGUUGUGGAAGAGAUGAGACUGGUAUUGUCGUUAAUAUCAUUCUUUACAUGUGGUGAAAUGGAAGCAAGACAAUGGACUAUUCGUAAAGGCAGCACUGCACCAGAAGCUGCUGGAUUAAUUCACACUGAUUUGCAAAAAACGUUCAUCAAUUCCAUUGUAUAUAAGUGGGACGAUUUGAAAGAACUUGACACUUUUGAUGAAAGUAAGUUAAAGUCCCAGGGAAAACAGCACAAGUGCGGUAAAAAGUAUAUAGUCGAAGAAGGCGAUGUAUUAGUUAUUAAAGCCGGAAGUGGUAAAGCUAGAUAG
Molecule: messenger RNA, 1191 nt
Organism: Candida dubliniensis CD36
Lineage: Eukaryota; Fungi; Ascomycota; Pichiomycetes; Serinales; Debaryomycetaceae
Exons: 1
Coding region: 1-1191 (396 amino acids)
Cellular component (GO): cytoplasm
Molecular function (GO): GTP binding; ATP binding; ATP hydrolysis activity
Source: RefSeq, a predicted model, not a curated record